Messenger RNA from Caenorhabditis elegans, 1075 nucleotides. RefSeq lists its product as uncharacterized. Bases 108 to 950 code for a protein of 280 amino acids. NCBI's taxonomy places the organism in Eukaryota, Metazoa, Nematoda, Chromadorea, Rhabditida, Rhabditidae. The transcript is spliced from 4 exons. The record is from RefSeq and is marked reviewed.
UCAAAAUGUUAGUUACUCAUUGAUUUAGAAAUUGCGAAAUACUUCACAAUAAACGAAUAAAAAUACGGAACAUUUUCAAAAAAAAAACAGCGAGCUUUUCUAUUUCAAUGGAAGAUGAAUACUUUUGGAAAAAGAAUGGAAGACCUCCAGUCGAAAAAGACAAUGAUAGGAAUUCAAUUGCCAAACUUUGUCUCUCCCAUUUAAAAAAAUCUGCAUCAAUCAUGAAGACAACUUACAGUGACUGCAUUUCCAACAAAGCAGAAUCUCCGGAUGAUUUCCAGUCCAAUGUAAUUUAUUCAAUCAAUAAAAAAUCUAGAUGGGAGAUCGAAGAAUCAAUUGGAGUUGAUCUGCUUGAUGAAUUGAGUAAAUUGAAUAUUGGUUGGAAUGUUAUAAUUGUUGAAAGAAUUGUUUUACAUACUUUCUCAUGGCCAGUAUGCAUUUGUGAACCACUCUCGGAAACAUUUGAAAACUUCUAUGCCAUUCGAACUUUUCAUUAUCUGACUGGAGGCAACGAAUAUCAUCGAACAUCCAUUAAUUCUAUUUUUGGGAAACUUUACUCAAGUUUCUUGAAAGAAUGCCCCGUGGAAAUAGAUGGAGCAGACACUAAAAACGAGUGUACACCAUCUAUAACCUACAAUAUUUUAAGAGCACCAACAAACUAUUUAGUUCUUCUGAAAAAACAGUUUCAAGAUAGCAAUUUUGGACAUGAUUGGCCUCGAGUUGGAUAUUGGAAACGUCUUGAACGUCAUAAAGAGAGUGUUCUACAGUUGAGAUAUGAAAAAAUUGAAAAUUUAAAUGAAGAUUAUGAGCAUGAUGAGCACAUUGAUCCUGAUUUGGAUCAUCAUUUGAAGUUGAAAUCCCUGUGCUAUAAUUUGGAGGAACACGUUGUCGAUAGGUUUACAUUUGUAAAGAGAAGGAGACGGGUCAAAACAAGUACAUGUAAUAAUUAGAGUUUUUGGAAAUCAAUUGACAUUUUAAAAAAUCAUUUAAAAAAUCUAUAAAACUUCGAACUUUGUAGUACAUGUAAAGCGUUUUUAAUGAAGAAGUUCUUUCUGUAAUUUAUUAAAGAAAUGUA